UAUAAAUAGUGAUGUUUCAUAGCUUUCUCCAUCCUCGUUCUUCGUUCUGAACGGUUGCUGAAGGAGAGUUUGAGCGAGUGGAGGAGGCGAUGGCGACGAUCAAGUGCGUGAAAGCUCGCCAGAUCUUUGACAGCCGUGGGAAUCCCACAGUUGAGGCGGAUGUUUAUCUCUCAGAUGGCUCCAAGGCUAGGGCUGCUGUGCCGAGUGGUGCCUCCACGGGUGUCUAUGAGGCCCUGGAGUUGAGGGAUGGUGGAUCUGAUUACCUCGGCAAAGGAGUCCUCAAGGCUGUUGAAAAUGUAAAUACUAUAAUUGGACCAGCAUUGAUUGGGAAGGACCCUACCCAGCAAACUGAGAUUGAUACUUUCAUGGUGCAACAGCUUGAUGGUACCUCCAACGAGUGGGGUUGGUGCAAGCAGAAGCUUGGUGCAAAUGCUAUUCUAGCUGUGUCACUUGCUUUAUGCAAAGCAGGGGCAAAUGUGAAGAAAAUUCCUCUCUACCAGCACAUUGCAAACCUUGCUGGAAACAAAACCUUAGUGUUGCCUGUACCUGCAUUCAAUGUGAUUAAUGGAGGUUCACAUGCAGGAAACAAGCUGGCCAUGCAGGAAUUUAUGAUCCUUCCUGUUGGUGCUUCAUCGUUUAAGGAAGCAAUGAAAAUGGGUGUAGAAGUUUAUCAUCAUUUAAAGGCUGUCAUUAAGAAAAAGUAUGGGCAAGAUGCAACUAAUGUUGGUGACGAAGGUGGAUUUGCUCCCAAUAUUCAGGAAAACAAGGAAGGACUUGAACUUCUAAAGACAGCCAUAGCAAAAGCUGGAUAUACCGGCAAGGUUGUGAUUGGGAUGGAUGUUGCGGCAUCUGAGUUUUACAGUGAUAAGGAUAAGACUUAUGAUCUUAAUUUCAAAGAGGAGAACAAUGAUGGUUCACAGAAAAUUUCUGGAGAUAGUCUGAAAAAUGUUUACAAGUCCUUUGUAGCUGAUUACCCUAUUGUAUCAAUAGAGGAUCCAUUUGAUCAGGAUGAUUGGACCCACUAUGCAAAGCUGACUGAAGAAAUUGGGCAGGAAGUACAGAUUGUUGGGGAUGAUCUCCUUGUUACCAACCCCACACGUGUUGCCAAGGCAAUUAAGGAAAAGACAUGCAAUGCACUUCUGCUUAAGGUGAAUCAAAUAGGUUCUGUUACUGAAAGUAUUGAAGCCGUAAAGAUGUCCAAACGAGCUGGCUGGGGUGUAAUGACAAGCCACCGAAGUGGUGAGACAGAAGACACAUUCAUUGCAGACCUUGCUGUUGGUUUAGCAACCGGCCAGAUCAAGACUGGAGCCCCAUGCCGUUCAGAACGCCUUGCCAAGUACAACCAGCUCCUUAGGAUUGAGGAGGAGCUGGGAGCUGCAGCCAUUUAUGCUGGAGCCAAGUUCAGAUCACCUGUUGAGCCAUACUAGAUGAUCAGUAGCAGUUCAUCUCACCAGAAGCUGCAUGAUUUUUAGUUUUGUGGCAUUAUCCUAGUGUUCUGGGGUUGACUACUAAAAAUAAUGUUGCCAUAUGUGGUUCAAACUAAAAUGAUGCAAAACCCUCUUUUUGUUUGUUUUAAUCUUAGCAGUGUGUUGGUUGUAUCAACCAGAUCAGCCCUUUUAGAGUCGAACAAUCUAAUGUCUUCGGUUUUUGAUAUCCUAAUCAAUUAUUCUUCGUUGAGAUACCCUGAACUAUUGGAAACCAGAUUGCAUGCAGAGAAUAAUUAGUUCAUGCAUUAAAUGGUUUGUGUUACAAGAUACAGGCAAGGAUCCUUUCAGUAUUGUUUGAAGGACAAAACCAGGAAAAAGUUUCUUGGUUAUCAACACAAAUUUAACAGGUGGGUGGUAACCUUACAUUAAUUUGGAAGAAGGAACCUGGAAGGAUAAAAACACCUAUCAAAUCAGCAUGCAGGCCUGAGCUCUUUCUGGUGCCCAUUAUAAACUCCUCAACUGCAAGUAUGAUUUGGGUAUUUGCCAUUUAAUCAUCAUCUUCCAUAACGCUCCAUAUCAUCC
Molecule: messenger RNA, 2009 nt
Organism: Dioscorea cayenensis subsp. rotundata (Guinea yam)
Lineage: Eukaryota; Viridiplantae; Streptophyta; Magnoliopsida; Dioscoreales; Dioscoreaceae
Product: enolase 2
Exons: 17
Coding region: 90-1427 (445 amino acids)
Biological process (GO): glycolytic process
Cellular component (GO): phosphopyruvate hydratase complex
Molecular function (GO): magnesium ion binding; phosphopyruvate hydratase activity
Source: RefSeq, a predicted model, not a curated record